Molecule: messenger RNA, 4404 nt
Organism: Drosophila serrata
Lineage: Eukaryota; Metazoa; Arthropoda; Insecta; Diptera; Drosophilidae
Gene: MED26
Product: mediator complex subunit 26
Biological process (GO): regulation of transcription by RNA polymerase II; positive regulation of gene expression
Cellular component (GO): nucleus; core mediator complex; mediator complex
Molecular function (GO): transcription coregulator activity
Source: RefSeq, a predicted model, not a curated record
CACUCGCAGAGUGCAGCUGUCAAUAGUAAAAAUGGCGAUUGUGCUAGUGUCGAAAAUUGAAAAUAAAUAAUUAAUUUACUGAACAUUUUGCGACCGAUAUAUGUAAACACAUUUUCGAACAAAGCAUUUGCUACGCCGAUAACGCAAAUUAAUUGAUUGUGCGAACUCACUUCAUAUUGUAAGAGGUGCUUUCCAGAGCUGCAAUUGUGUGUCCAUCGUCGUUGGAGCUAUAAAUGAACCAAAACCAAAUACAGCAACUCACCUCUCACCUAUCCCAGGCACUUGAUCAAAACUACGAUGUUGUUAAUAUGGAGGCGGUGCUGUCGGUUAUAUGUGCCUUGGAGGGUACAACAAUUACAAAGGAGCAACUGGAGGCCACCCGAUUGGCCAAGUACAUCAACCAAUUGAGGCGGCGAACCAAAAAUGAACAUUUGGCGCGACGUGCCAAAUCUUUACUGAAGAAAUGGCGUGAAAUGGUGGGCAUACAGCAGAACGUCAACGAGUCACAGCCGCAGUCGCAGCAGUUAAGUAGUGUAAGCCUGCAUCAGCUACAGCAGCCCUCUUCAGAUUUCGUCAAAACCGAUCUAGAUCAAGUCACGAUCCAUUUGCCAUUAUCGCCGACACAGCAAAUUAUACAUCCAGAAACACAGCAUUUAUCCGAUGCUGUGCACCAUACCAGUUUCUCCAACUUGGUUAAUAAUAUCCACAAGGAAAGUAGGAACAUAUUGACAAGGCAAGAGGCACCACCCAUCGCAAACACCGAUAACGAACCUGCCGUGGUCAUUGAUAUAGCGUCCGAUUCGGAUGAGACUGAUCACAAUAGCGGUGCGGUUGCAUCGUCCCAGCGAGGGAAUGUCCAGAACUCAAUACAUGCUAACCCAAUACCCAUACCAAGUCCGAGUCCUAGGCAAAAGAAAUUAAAAAAGGCCAAAAAACACAAGGAUAAAGAUGUAAAGAAUGUACGAGGGGUUAAUUCAAAAGUUGCGGAGGCAUUAUCACAGGCGGAUUCAGAAAUUUUUUCCCUCUCAAACAGUUCAAUGAGCUCAAUAUUUUCUGCUGAAACCACUAACACAUUGGGAAACUCGCAGCAUAAUAAACAGAGAUUAAACUCCAGCGAAUUGACAUUUACCGGCAGAUUUAAGUCGGUCUCUAGUCAAAAUAAUAACACUGUUGGCCUUCUUUCUAUACGAAGCAAUGAAUCAUCUAGGAAGCACACUGGAAAAUAUGAUGAUUAUAAUAAUUUAUACGAUUCGAGUGGAGCCUCUUGCAGUCGGCUGUCGCCUUUAAAUGUAGAAGAUAGCAACAGGAAAAUAGAGUCUACAAUUGAUGCAGCUAUGCAACAAGCCGUACUUUUGGGCAGCAAUGAUUUGGAAAACACAACAUCUCAGUCUCGCUUGCAUCUUCAAAAAAAAAGAGGUCGAAAAAGAGGUUCCAAAGGUGUUGACUCUGUGAUAGCCAAGGAAUCAUCGACUAGCCUUUCGCAACAAAUCUUUUUUGGUCAAGGCUCUACUGUAAAAAAGGUGAAAACCACAAAAGAAUUGUUUAAUGAAAUUCAAAGCAGGAAAUUAAGUGUCUCUACAACGAGCAAUCUUUCGAAUUCUUCAACCACAAAUCGAGCAGAACAGGCUACAACCAUGUUUCCUAGACCGACUUCAUCUUGUUCAGAUACUUCUAUACAUUCGCCACAAAUUAUUGAAACUUAUUCGGGCAAUGUUACUUUAAUGGGUGUCGAUACAUUCUCAAAUAAAUUAGAUGCUGAAAAUACGGAUAGCGAUACUGCCACCUCAGAACCUUCUCGUGACAGUAAUAAAUCGCAGGAAAUUAAGGGUACUUCCUUGGAUAAUAGUAAUAGCAAUUCGUUUGGAAACUUUGGCAAGAGCAACAUGAUCAUGAAAAAGGAAAAUCUAAAUGACAUUACAACUCAACUAAUGCACUUGAUACAUAGCUUGAAAAGUCCGCUGAGCGUGUAUGAAAUCGAGCAAAUGUAUUUGGCCGAACUGGUACCAUGUUCAUGUGUCAUUAUAGAGGAUGACUAUAAAAAUGAGAUAAAAGGAGAACCAGAAAAUGCAGUUUGCGAUAAUAUUGAAAUAAGUGAGCCAAAAUGUAAUACAAAUACUGAUAAUAUUGUGAAAGUGCACAGAAAGGAUCAAAAAGAUAUAUUGCCACCGAUAGAACGAUUAGAUAAUGAUCAUGAAGUGGUGGAAAGUCAACUAAAGCCUGUGAGGUCGAUCUUUGAUCUUGAUUUUGAUGACGAUAACGAUGAUUUGCAUACAAUAAUGCUAGAUUAUAAACCGGUUGUUAAAAUGGAGGAAAGAAAGAAAAACUUGGAAGUUCCGAAUGUGUCACAACUUGAUAUUAAUUAUACCCAGGAACUGGAAAAGGAAAAUAGUCAAACAAUUGAAGCCAAUCUCCCAAUCAUUUCCUCUCUUAUUGUUCAGGAAGAUCCCAAUUGUCUGGCAAAGGAACGGUUUUAUGUACAGACAAACCAAGUGACCGGUUUUCAUAUAAAUGCCUUGCAUAAUUACUAUAUACCAAAUAUUAAUGGAAAUUGGGAUGAUAUUGAAAAAAGCUCGAUGCAACCCUGGGAUUCCUUAUAUACGGUCACUGAUGGAGCUGAUGUUGUGCCCAAAUAUGGUUUCAUAGCUUCGGACCGUAUUAAAAAGGACCUCAGUUCUUUGAAGUUCUUGAAACCUUUCAAAGCGAAACCAUUUAAGUCUCUGAUAGCGCCAUUUUUGGGUGUGGCCAAAUAUUUGCCUACCUGCCGUCGUGCUAAACGAAGACUCAACAUAUCCAUUAAUCGUUUGUCCCAGAAUCCAGGUAAUAAUUAUAAUGUUUCCAUUGAAAUGCCGCCGCUAAAUGUAAAUAUUGAUGUGAUGGAUAGCAGCCAUAAUGAAAAUGCGGUCCCAAUAAAAAUUCGUCGUAGAACAGUAUCAUCCUAUGAUGACACUUCAAGAUACUCCGUACCAGAUAUCCCUAAAAGUAAUAAUUUAUUAAAGAUAGUCAACGAUCAAGUGCAAUUGGAAGUCGACAAAAUUAAAGAAAGGAAUAAUUACUAUGGAAAUGGUAAGAAUAAUAAUAUUAAAACUAGUUAUAAUAACAGUAGCAGUGACAGUGAUAGUGAGGAUAAAAAUGAGAAUGUUUAUGAAAAUAACGAAGAGUAUGCCAUUGUCCAACGACCAACAGUCACGAGUCACGAUCAUAUUGUGUUGACAAUAAAGAAAACUCCAAGUAAAAUAAACUUGCCGGCCAAUUCAAUUAUUUCCACAAUGAAUCCACCCAAUUUUACAACGAGGGCUUUACCAACACCUAGUACAACAAAGACUUUGCCAUCACCAAUUACAACAAUCACUUCACCAACUAUUACAAGAAAUAGUGAGGAAAAUGGUGUUGAAAAAGUGGCAAUUCCAGUUUCAGUUCCAAUUCCCCGCACAAAAUGUCAAUUGACGAAACUACCGUUUCGUCCUCAUCGUUAUCGUUAUCGUUAUCGCAAGCACCUCUUAAGCGAAGGAACUCCAAAAGUUGACUUGGAUCUUAACCAAAUAUUUAAUUUAAAAGAAACCUCGGACAUAAAAAUGCGUGAGAAAUUAUUUUUUCAGCACGAGUUGUACGGCGAGCGUGCUUUAGGUACGAAAAAAAGAAUGUUUAAUUAUAGCAGCAGCAGCUCAGAUUACGACGAGGAAAGUGAAGUGGAAGGAGAAGAAUCGGGAGCGAAAAACCCGUCCACUUCCGAUAAAAACCGAUGUAAUUUACAAAGUGAGACUGAUACGAGGGAGGAUAAAACGAGUAGCGAUGAUUCACUUGCAUUAUCAUCAAGUGAUGAGGAUAUAGAUGGUGAUGGAGAAUCUUUAACCCUUCAAGAAACUCAGAACAAUUGUGUAAACAAUUAUUUGCUUAAAUCAUUCAAUUCAAUCCAAACUGAUUCACAAAAUGAUUAUUCGAAUGGAAGUAAUAACAAAUACUGUAACAAUAAUCACUUGGAAACUCCUACCGGAACUUCCUCUGUCAAGAAAUUGCCCCUAAUUGGCCUUGAAUAUCGCACUGGCUAUCGAUCUUUACCCGAAGUUAAUGGAACAACUGCCAGUGCGACCCGCUUUCAAGAAUUUAAGGAAUGGCAUCAAGUUCUCCAACUGAAAUCAUACAACAACGAGCCGUUGAUCGUUCUGCCUUACGUCGUGCUUGAAUGAACCUAGUAUAUUCAUAAAAAUGUUUUUAUUAAACGGCGCGGUGUGUGAUAGCAUUUCCAAACAAAAAUAAAUAAAUAAAAAACACCCUAUUUUUAAAGAGUUGUAACCUGUUGUUGAUAAAAUUCAGUUUCAGAGUAGUUGUCAGGCUUAAAUCUUAUAUAAAGUUCCAGUUUUACUUGUAGAAGAAAAAUGAGAAUAUAUACAUUUUUGUUAUAUUUUA